GACAGGUGGGUCCCCCUCAACACUUCUUCUCUACUCUCUGUCUCUCUCUAUUCCUUCCUUCCUUCCUUCCUCUCUUUGUGACACACAAAUUGAAGUCUCACUUUUAAUUCAUACACGCAUGCCAUUUCUUUGCCAUCCAAAGAGAUGGGUAGAGAAAGCAUUGAAGAAGGAGAGCUAUCAACUCCUCUAGUUGCCAAAGAUGAACACCGUCAAGUAUAUGGCAGUGGUACUAGUAGUGGUGACCAUGUUUGUGCCAACACUUCUGGUUGUGAUGAUGGUGGUGAGAGUCAGAGUGGAUCUUCCUCAGCCAAAGGUGAGAUACUCAUCACUUGCUCAGACUGGAAUCAUGGAUGACCUGGGUCUUGCAGUGGCAGAGUACUCACUUUUUGGUUCAACAUUGAGAAUUGGAGCAAUGAUCGGUGCAAUAGUGAGUGGCAAAAUAGCAGAUUGCAUAGGUAGAAGAGGUACAAUGGACUUUUCAGAUAUAUUCUGCCUGGCAGGGUGGCUUGCCAUAGCGUUCUCAAAGGAGUACACAAAAACCCUUCAACGGCUUUCUAAAGCUAGUAUUCUUGAUUUAUUCCAAUGGAAAUAUGCUCAUUCACUCAUUGUUGGAAUUAGCCUGAUGGUACUACAACAAUUCGGGUUUUCGAGUAGUAUUGGGACCAUAGCAAUGGUCAUUGUUCAGGAACUUUCUUCAUAUUCUCAAGUAUGUGGCUUAACUGUUUUGUUCGUAGCAAAGUUGGCACCUAAGACCAAGGGGCGAACACUUGAAGAAAUUCAAGCAUUAUUGAAUCCAUUUUCAGCAAAGGAUGAAUAUCCUAUUCCUAAGAUGGAGCUUCAACAUUGGCGGCAUUGGCAGCAUCCGUUGGUCUUUAAUGAAAACGAGAGAAGUGGAGAUUUUUGUAUUGGUUGCGUGGAACCAGUAUUUGGUCCUAGCUACAGUUGUAAAGAAUGCAGAGGGUACAUUCACCAUAAAUCAUGUGCUGAACUACCUAUUGGGUUGCACCAUCCCUCACACCCAAAUCAUCCUCUUAUUCUCUUCGACAUGUAUACAUUUCUUAAUGAGAACAGAGAAGAAUAUGACAACUUUAGCAAAUGCGAUGUCUGCGGAGAAAAGAGUGGUGAAUACAGUUAUUGUUGUUACCGUUGCAACUUCAACAUUCACAUCAGAUGUUCUUCUUUAUCACUCACCAUCCAAACUGAAGUCCAUGACCAUCAAUUGACCCGCAUUUGGAAGCGGUUGAAGUUCACUUGCGACUUCUGUGGCAAAAAAGGCAAUCUGCCCUACCUUUGUGCCCAGUGCGAUUUCGGUAUACAUUCACGUUGUGCUGCUUGCCCACGCAGACUGAAAGUUUUUCGUCACAACCACCCUCUCCACCUCACCCCUUCUCUUGAAGUCCAUCAAUCCGACUCUCCAAUUUGUCGACUCUGUGUUCGAAAAGUGGAUACACGCUGGCUUUACUAUUGCUCAAGAUGCGAUUUUGCUGCCCACCUCUACUGUGCUAUGCUGCACUGGAAUUGGGAGCACAUAAAUUUGCAUGAACUUAAAGAGGAGCAGUCCACCGAGUCAAAAUCUGAAGAUCCAGAGCUCCAUCAAUCCUUUGACUCAGAAAUUUGCCAAGUCAUAAAAACCACUGUGGGGGAGGACGGAACUGAAAUAGCCACAGAAAUCAAACACUUCAGUCACAACCAUGAUUUGAAGCUUACUGAUGAGAUUCCGAAUAACAUAAAAUGCAACGGAUUGGGUCUUUCAGGUGUGGUACAUCUUCUCUGUUUGAUACUCUCAGUUAGCCACUAUAUAAUGUACUUGUUAGAGGACGAUUGACUUAAUGCCUUGUAUUUUGCACCAUCUAUCUGUAUUACGGCAAAAUAUGCAGCAAAUGAAUCAAGGCCACUGAAAACUGAUGAUUAUUUCUUACUGUAAUAAUUUGAAGCUAAAUUGAAAUGAAAAUUCCAACACCAUGGAAGGGAUCUCAAGUAAGAGAAGGAAAAUAGGACAGCCUGAUUCAAAAUUUCCUCUACUCAAGUUCAAAGACUUAGGCAAGCCUACGAAAGAGAAAAUGGAGGUAAAAAAGUCUAAACGUUGACAUGAAUGCCUCGAGGUGGUUGAAUUAAUUGGCUUUGUUGGGUGUGGAGUUGAUCUGCAGAUUGCGGCUUACAUACUAAGUCAUAACGUGUCACUUGAAAAGAUAAUUAUCAAUCCCCGCCAUCCAUAUAGAUGGACACCGAAGAAUUCUGACAAGCGAGUCUAGAAGUCAUGCCAGGCAGCACCUUGAAACAAGUUUACCUCUCGGAACACAAUUAGUGGUACUAUAAAAUUAUUAUCUUCUGAUGAUAAGGUGGGGGUGGAGCUUUUAAAAUAUGCUUGGGUUUUUGACAUCUUCAAACAGUGAGGAGAGAAUGAGAUAACCUCAUAUUGAUUUUGAAUUUGAGAUGGAUCCUGAUAUGUAUCAUGUGUAUUUCUUUGUU
Molecule: messenger RNA, 2469 nt
Organism: Quercus robur (English oak)
Lineage: Eukaryota; Viridiplantae; Streptophyta; Magnoliopsida; Fagales; Fagaceae
Exons: 13
Coding region: 200-1825 (541 amino acids)
Biological process (GO): transmembrane transport
Cellular component (GO): membrane
Molecular function (GO): transmembrane transporter activity
Source: RefSeq, a predicted model, not a curated record